AUGAGCGUCACUCACUCUGAGAACUCUGACGGUCGGCAUACAUCCCAUGCUACGGGCGCAGCUCAACGGAAAGGAGCUAAGUUCUGGCUGAUUUUCGCCUCUCUUAGCGUCACCCUCUUCCUCAGCGCCCUUGACUUUACCGCUCUCGCGUCCGCGCUCCCGAUUAUUGUCCACGAGCUAGAUGGUUCGGAUUUCGCUUGGGCCGGCACUGCCUACGCACUCUCAUCCACAGCGUUCCUUCCGAUGAGCGGGGGCCUUACUCAAAUCGUAGGGAGAAGAAUUGCAUUUAUCAUAGCCCUGGCAUUCUUUGCUCUGGGAAGUGCUUUUUGCGGCGCAGCAAAGACUAUGGAUUGGUUGAUCGCCGCCCGAACUAUACAAGGGAUCGGCGGAGGAGCUAUUAUCUCACUCGCCAGUAUUGUCAUCAGCGACCUUGUCACUCUUCAAGAGCGGGGUACUUACAACGGCCUUCUUGGAAUGACAUGGGCUGUAGCGGUUGCCCUGGGCCCAAUAGUCGGUGGCUCUCUCGCGGAGAAAGGAGCCUGGCGUUGGUUGUUCUACUUCAAUCUUCCUGUUUGCGGGGUUUCGUUCGUUCUCGUUAUGUUCUUCAUGGCCCUUCCCACUCCAAAAGGAACACUGAAAGAGAAAUUCUUCGCAAUGGACUGGAUUGGAAACAUCCUCGUAAUUGCUAGCUCGAGCGCGCUGGUCAUUGCUCUUACAUGGGGUGGAGGACGUUAUCCCUGGAACACGGCCCAGGUCCUUGUUCCCCUGAUUCUUGGGGUACUUGGCCUUAUAGCAUGGUGGUUCUACGAGGUAAAAUACUCAUCACAUCCGACGGUGGCGCCUGAAUUACUUGGAAACCGAACUUCUGUCUCAGGUUACCUACAAGUCUUCUUCAACUCUUUGGGAGUUGUCGCGUGGGUCUACUAUAUGCCGGUGUACUUCCAGGCUUGCAAGGGCUCAGGACCUAUUCGCUCCGGAAUUGAGAUGUUUGGGGGUACAUUGAACAUUGGCCCCUUCGUUGUGUUCUCAGGGGUCAGUGUUACGGCCUUCAAGGUAUACAGACCACAACUAUGGUUUGGCUGGGUUCUGACUAUCGUCGGCGUCGCUGCCAUGAGCACACUGAAAGCGGACUCCCCCUUGAGCCAUGCAAUAGGGUUUUCUGUUCUCUCGUCAGGUGGCGCAGGAAUUAUCUUUGCUGCAACCUAUUUUCCAGUGUUGUCGCCUCUUCCGGUGACUUUGAAUGCCAGCGCUCUGGCCCUCUUUGCCUUUGUUCGCUCUCUUGCUCAGAUAUGGGGCAUCACGUUCGGCAGUGUGGCUCUAACCAACGAGUUAGCAAAGCGUCUUCCCAACCAGAUCGUUUCAGUUACAGCCGGAGGUAUCGAGAGAGUGUACGCGUUCAUACCAGCCAUCGGCACGCUAGACGAACCUCUGCGAGGCCAGGUCCGAACCGCGUUUGGGGAGAGUUUGCGCCCAGUCUGGUACAUGCUCUGCGGCAUCAUUGGGUUGGGGCUUCUUUCCUCACUCUUGAUGAAAGAUGUUCCCUUGCACAACUACGUCGACGAAAAGUGGAUGCUAGAUGAGAACAGGGACGAAGGAGUGCCUGCUACCACUGUGGAACUGAAGGGCCUCAAUGCCCACACUAACGAUGCUGCGUCUACAGCUUGA
Coprinopsis cinerea okayama7#130 is the source of this 1665-nucleotide messenger RNA. RefSeq names its product MFS multidrug transporter. Bases 1 to 1665 code for a protein of 554 amino acids. The record is from RefSeq and is a predicted model, not a curated record. NCBI's taxonomy places the organism in Eukaryota, Fungi, Basidiomycota, Agaricomycetes, Agaricales, Psathyrellaceae. Gene Ontology annotation, biological process: transmembrane transport. The transcript is spliced from 15 exons. Gene Ontology annotation, molecular function: transmembrane transporter activity.